AUGAGACACGAUCCAGAUUGCAGGUUAUUCGAAUGUUACUUUUGUAGAAGGAAAUUUAAAUCUAAAGGAGAAUUAGAGAAUCACAUCGUCACUCAUACGACGGAACGGGAAGAGUGUCCAUGCAGUUUUACUGGAUGCGGUAAAAUAUUUUCCAAGAAGAGUAGUCUAACCAACCACGUUAAAAUGGAGCAUACCGAGAAUCCCGUCCGAUUUGGGUGUACCCUGUGCGACAAGGAAUUCAAAAAUAGGACCUGUUUGAACUCACACAUUGCCACUCAUACGACGGAAAAAGCAUACAAGUGUACCACAUGUGGAAGGAGGUUGGCAGGUUUGAGCGGUCUAAUCAGGCAUGGGAGGACGCACAAAGAGAAAUCUUCACAACCAAUGUUCCCAUGCAAAGUGUGUUCUCGGACUUACAAGGACAAAAAUGGUCUCACCCUUCACGUAAAAAUUCAUCACGAUCCUACAGUAUUGCCUAAACAUUGCUGCCAAUUUUGUGGCUAUAAAACUUACCAAAAAUCCCAUCUGAACCGUCACUUGAACAGUUGUCGAAUAAACCACGACUGAUAUCACUGUUGGAAAAUAUUCUACAGCGUACAAAAAGAUUACUUUGUAUGAUUUGUUACUAUAUAAUAAGAUAUAUACGAAUAGUUGCGGCAACUUUGUU
Molecule: messenger RNA, 667 nt
Organism: Folsomia candida
Lineage: Eukaryota; Metazoa; Arthropoda; Collembola; Entomobryomorpha; Isotomidae
Product: gastrula zinc finger protein XlCGF57.1-like
Exons: 2
Coding region: 1-567 (188 amino acids)
Biological process (GO): regulation of transcription by RNA polymerase II
Molecular function (GO): RNA polymerase II cis-regulatory region sequence-specific DNA binding; DNA-binding transcription factor activity
Source: RefSeq, a predicted model, not a curated record